Molecule: messenger RNA, 730 nt
Organism: Spinacia oleracea (spinach)
Lineage: Eukaryota; Viridiplantae; Streptophyta; Magnoliopsida; Caryophyllales; Amaranthaceae
Product: 40S ribosomal protein S24-1
Exons: 5
Coding region: 122-526 (134 amino acids)
Biological process (GO): translation
Cellular component (GO): ribosome
Molecular function (GO): structural constituent of ribosome
Source: RefSeq, a predicted model, not a curated record
UAAAUAAACAUAAACCCUAGCUAAGCAGCAUUUCCCCCUUCCUUCUCUUUCCAGUCGCGAAUCCUCUGAACUUCAAGCAGCAGUAGCUCUAAUUCCCUGCUGAGAGGAGAGAGAGAUAACAAUGGCGGACAAGGCAGUUACUAUCAGGACCCGCAAGUUUAUGACCAACCGUCUUCUUUCCCGGAAGCAAUUCGUAAUUGAUGUUCUUCAUCCUGGUCGCGCUAACGUCUCUAAGGCGGAAUUGAAGGACAAACUAGCUAGCAUAUAUGAUGUGAAAGAUCCAAAUUCUAUCUUUGUGUUCAAGUUCCGUACUCAUUUUGGAGGAGGUAAAUCAACUGGAUUCGGAUUGAUUUAUGAUUCUGUUGAUAGUGCAAAGAAGUUCGAACCCAAGUACAGGCUGAUAAGGAAUGGAUUGGCUACCAAGAUUGAGAAGUCCAGAAAACAAAUGAAAGAAAGGAAGAACAGAGCUAAGAAGAUCCGUGGUGUUAAGAAGACCAAGGCUGCUGAAGCUGGAAAGAAGAAAUGAGGAAAUGGUGAUGUUGAAAAUUUUGCUGUUCCCUUUUUGGCGCAUCUUCAUUUCCUACUGUCCUUGUCCUUGAUCUUCUCCCUGUUUUUGUUACUUGUUUACUCUAAUUAGUCAUAGCAACUUUAGUGAAAGAUUAUGAGACAUCGAGAUUUUCAAAUGUUGUAAAACUUCAUUAAAGAGCUUUAUUAAAAUUUUGACUGGUAA